This is a messenger RNA of Drosophila kikkawai, 680 nucleotides long. RefSeq lists its product as uncharacterized. The record is from RefSeq and is a predicted model, not a curated record. NCBI's taxonomy places the organism in Eukaryota, Metazoa, Arthropoda, Insecta, Diptera, Drosophilidae.
AAGUGAAAAUGUUCUUUAAGACCCUGACCAUCUUCCUGGCCAUCGGCGCCGCCUGUGGAUCCGCAGUGCCCGCCGCCUUCGAGAUCACCGAGGAGACUACGCUGACCGACUUCCUGCUCAACUCGCCUGCCCUGCGCUCCGGGGAGACCUUCAACGCGGCCUGCUUCGACUACUACCUGCCGGUGCUCAAGGGCCACGCCGACCAGAUGGACACGGACUUCGGGGUCUGCGAUGACAACUACUCUAACGCCUUUGUCCUGAUUGACGGCAGCUACACCUACGCCCGCGACGAGCUGAAGGAAUCCGUCCGCAGCUCCUGCGGAUCCCUGGUGCUCUGUGACGCCGAGAAAACCAACUUGGAUGCCUUCGGGUGCCUGGCCAACAGCGGUCCCUCGAGUUCCAAGGAUCUGACUGGUGUCUCCGACCAGGCCGCCGACCGCCGAACCAGCCUGCUGGCUGAGGUGGACGGCAUCGCAAAGACGCUGUCCGAGUGCCAGCUGGGGGCCCAGAGGAAGUACAGGGCCAACCACGCCCAGUCCCUGGAGGAAAUGAACGGAUGCCUGGCCGAUCCUGAAUGGGACUAUCCCACCACCGUCAGCGUGUUGUGAAAUAUUCAAGUCGAGAUCGCUGCUUACUCGCUCUUUUAUCAAAGUAAAUAAAUAUUAAAACGAUUAUCAACA